AUGCCAGAAGAACAAGGAGAUCGUGCAAUGAAACCACAAGCAGCCAAAAACAAACUGAAACCAGUCUGGGAUUUGCUUAAUAACUCGAAAGUGCAGCUUGAAGACAUGUCACAGCUACUGGCACAGUGUGAUAUGACUUUGAAUCAGUACAACUCGUACAUUGAGGCAUUGAUCUCCUCAAGCGUGAUUCUAAUGAAGCGUGAUGUCAAGGACUGCUGGGUGAACAACUACAAUCCACAUUUGCUGACGGCCUGGAACGCCAACAUGGACAUCCAGUACAUUCUUGAUGAGUAUGGUUGCAUCAUCUACAUGUUGUCAUACAUAUCCAAGCCAGAACGCGAGCUGAGUGACUAUAUCAAAACAAUAGUCAAAGAAAUGAGCCCAGAAACAGAGACAGAACGAGAAGAAAUUAAAUAA
This is a messenger RNA of Pelobates cultripes (western spadefoot toad), 417 nucleotides long. The record is from the annotation of a GenBank genome assembly. NCBI's taxonomy places the organism in Eukaryota, Metazoa, Chordata, Amphibia, Anura, Pelobatidae.